AACCACUCUUCUCUACAUUGCAACACUGGUCUCUGUUUUUGCUGCAGCCACUGCCAGAAUCCCCGGAGUUUACACCGCAGGUUCCUGGCAGGGUGCUCACGCCACUUUCUACGGUGGAAAUGAUGCAUCUGGAACAAUGGGCGGUGCAUGUGGGUACGGGAACCUAUACAGCCAAGGGUACGGCGUGAACACGGCGGCGCUGAGCACAGCUCUGUUCAACAACGGGCUGAGCUGCGGGGCAUGCUUCGAGAUCAAGUGCGACCAGGACCCGCGGUGGUGCAACCCCGGCAGCCCCUCUAUCGUGGUAACCGCCACCAACUUCUGCCCACCGAAUUUUGCCCAAGCCAGCGAUAACGGCGGUUGGUGUAACCCCCCAAGGGAACACUUCGACCUCGCUAUGCCAAUGUUCCUCAAGAUCGCUCAGUACCGCGCUGGAAUUGUACCAGUCAGCUACCGCCGGGUGCCAUGCAGGAAGAUAGGUGGAAUCAGAUUCACAAUCAACGGUUUCCGUUACUUCAACUUGGUUUUGAUCACCAACGUCGCGGGUGCAGGGGAUAUCGUGCGCGUGAGCAUAAAGGGAUCCAAAACUGAAUGGAACCCCAUGAGCCGUAACUGGGGGCAAAAUUGGCAAUCCAAUGCUGAUUUAGUGGGCCAGGCCCUCUCCUUUAGGGUUAAAGGCAGUGACAGACGCGCCUCUACCUCAUGGAACGUGGCACCAUCUAAUUGGCAGUUUGGCCAAACCUUCAUGGGCAAGAAUUUCCGCAUCUAAAAAAAAGGUUAAUUUUUAAAAAGAUAUUAAUUAUUAUUUGUAGUUUUGACUUGUUUGGGUUUUUAGUUUGGCGCCUUCAACUUUUCCUCUAUUUUACCGGGAAAAGUUUUUGAAGCUGUGUUUGGGUAAAGUGUAAGUGGGUAGGGACCAAAAUGUUAAGAGAAGGGUAGAUAGGAUAAAAAAAAAGUGAAAGUGACUUUAUAUAAAUGUGAGUGACUGAGUGGUAUGUAUGUUGGUGGAAUUUAGCUUUUGUGUCUUUUCUUUUUUCUUAUUAUUAUCGAGGGUGAAGUUGUGAAUGUGUUUGUUACUAAAAAGUGUGAUGGGGGUAGGGGUAUUGUUGGAAUAUUUGUUACCCAGCA
Molecule: messenger RNA, 1128 nt
Organism: Arachis duranensis
Lineage: Eukaryota; Viridiplantae; Streptophyta; Magnoliopsida; Fabales; Fabaceae
Product: expansin-A3
Exons: 3
Coding region: 137-769 (210 amino acids)
Biological process (GO): plant-type cell wall organization
Cellular component (GO): extracellular region
Source: RefSeq, a predicted model, not a curated record